Penicillium lagena is the source of this 1647-nucleotide messenger RNA. RefSeq names its product type 2C protein phosphatase PTC1 (gene ptcG). Gene Ontology annotation, biological process: protein dephosphorylation. Gene Ontology annotation, molecular function: cation binding; protein serine/threonine phosphatase activity. The transcript has 3 exons. The coding region runs from base 1 to 1647 and encodes 548 amino acids. Lineage: Eukaryota; Fungi; Ascomycota; Eurotiomycetes; Eurotiales; Aspergillaceae. The record is from RefSeq and is a predicted model, not a curated record.
AUGUUCAGUGGCUCCUCGAGCCCACCCAAAGACAAGCUUGAGACGCUCCCGGAUACCAGCAUUGGAACUGGCUCCCCGGUCCUCGAAAAAGACGAGGCCAACGCAAUUCGCGAAAAGAGGUUUUCUCCCCCGGGUUCCGGCUUCUUCAAUCGCCGAGCCAGUGAAGACCAGGGUCCGGCCGGUGAGAAGAAGCGCCGGAGUAGUACCGUCACCAAAGCGGCCAGCUUCUUCAGUAGUGCCAAAAACUCCCUGAAUCUGAACGGUACGCGCGACUCCCAAGCCCCGGUCCAACAGGUCACGCAGAGCCCGCUGCACAGGCUGGGGAAGAUGGACCCGGCCCUGAGUGUCCCUCAAGGGUCGUUCAAUAACUCGGCCGGAGAAUCAGUGCCCACCCCCAGAUCAUCGUUCCGCGUCGGUGUCACGGAAGACAAAAACCGAAAAUGUCGUCGGACAAUGGAAGAUACGCAUGCCUACCUUUACAAUUUUCUCGGGACUCCGUCCCCGACCGCACCGCCCGACAUAAAUGGCACCGAGCCGCCCGGGGCUGAGGAGGGGUCGCAGGCGUCGGAUGAAUCAUCCAACGUCGUCGAGACGGACAACGGUUACUUUGCUAUAUUUGACGGGCAUGCCGGUACCUUUGCCGCUGAGUGGUGUGGCAAGAAACUACAUUUGAUUCUGGAGGAGAUCAUGCGGAAGAGUCCCAACACGCCCGUGCCGGAACUGCUCGAUCAGACUUUCACCAGUGUGGACCAGCAGUUGGAAAAGCUGCCGGUGAAGAACAGUGGAUGUACUGCGGUCAUUGCACUGCUUCGCUGGGAGGACCGGGUGCCCAGCUCACAGUCGGCCACCGGAUCCUCCGCUCUCGCCCCAGCGACUGCCGCAGCUACAAAAGGGGAUAACAACUUGGACACUCAGACUCCGACCCAAGAAGCACAAUCUGGUGUCUCGACUGUAAUACCGAAACUCCAGGAGAAGGCUGUCCGGCAGCGCGUCCUGUAUACGGCAAACGGUAGCGAUGAGAACGAAGGGAAAAGGAUCGCCAACGCUGGCGGGCUGAUCCUCAACAACCGCGUCAACGGGGUGCUAGCAGUCACUCGCGCCCUGGGCGAUGCGUAUCUCAAGGAGCUUGUCACCGGUCACCCUUACACUACGGAGACUGUGAUCCAACCCGAAGCUGAUGAGUUUAUAAUUUUGGCUUGCGAUGGACUAUGGGACGUCUGCAGUGACCAAGAAGCCGUCGAUUUAGUUCGAAACAUUCCCGAUGCUCAACAUGCCUCCAGGGUUCUUGUCGAACACGCACUCGCACGGUUUAGUACCGACAAUCUGUCUUGCAUGGUUAUUCGCCUCGACACCAACCGCGUGAAGGAUGUUGUCAAUAACACCGCCGAACCCAUCGGAGUGGAUGGGGAUCCAUCAACGAAUGUCCCCCGCGGUGUGAGCGAGGCCGACAAGAUCUUGGAGGGUGCUCGGAAGAGCAUGGAACGCGCGGGGCUCGACGACCCAGACUGGGCAGAGAAGACCAGCGAGGAUAUUCUGCAGCGCAUGGCCAAAGCCAACGCCAACGAAGAACCCGGGCCUGAAAUGACCACAGAUCCACCUUCUGUGGAUAUCCUGAGCCCUAACAGUGCACCUGAAGAGACACAUUGA